Messenger RNA from Diospyros lotus (date-plum), 3439 nucleotides. RefSeq lists its product as uncharacterized. Lineage: Eukaryota; Viridiplantae; Streptophyta; Magnoliopsida; Ericales; Ebenaceae. Gene Ontology annotation, biological process: DNA-templated DNA replication; DNA repair. Bases 471 to 2885 code for a protein of 804 amino acids. Gene Ontology annotation, molecular function: DNA clamp loader activity; DNA binding. The record is from RefSeq and is a predicted model, not a curated record. Gene Ontology annotation, cellular component: nucleus; DNA replication factor C complex. The transcript is spliced from 11 exons.
UCCAAAGAGCGCGGGCAGAAACAUACUUUGGAUAUGUCCCGGCAAAGAUGUGAGAAGAGAGAGAGAGACAGCCAAACGCGACAUCAACGUCGACGUCAAUGCAGAGCAUGGAAUUCACAGCCCUUGGACGAACAAACUUUUGUUGUUACAAAUCCGCUGGCUCUUGGCUUGCGCUUCCGCAGCUCCCGACAGCCUCAUCGUCUUCAUCGAUGCCUUCGCUUAGUGGACAUCGCUUUCUUGGAUAUAUUAAGCUUUUUCUUCUUACUAUGCGUGUAUUCCCUGCUUCUGCCGUAGGCCUUAGUAGUUUUCAUAUUCUAUGGCCGUCAAUAUGUUUGAGUUGCUCUCCUACAUUGGGGGGAACGAGCCUUCAUUGGAGGUUUUGGUGCUUGUAUGGUGUUUGAUUUAAUUCCCAACCAGGCUGCGCAUUGAUACUAUUGUCUUUGGGGCUCGGCUUGAGAGGGUUUAAUUUAAUGGAGAGUUCUAGUUCAACACGGUAUAGCAGGUCAUCUCAGCCUCAAUCCUUGGCUGCAAUUCAGAGGAAGAGCGGUUACGAGCCAUCUGACACGGAGACUGAGCAGCAUGAAAGUCGCUGGCGCGAUUUCAAUCGAAGGAAUGGAGAUAUUGGGUUAGAAGGGUUUAAUUUGAAUCCGGAUCAAGGCAGAACUAUAAGCCCUUUGAGACUUAGCCGGAGACACUCUGCGAGGUUUUUCGACGGUGAAACUUCCUCUCCCACUGAACCUUUGAGAUCCAGUCCCCCUCGGAGGAGGCACAGUAAAUCUCCUUAUAAACCGCGUAGAGAUGAUGGUAAUGUUCGCUCUCCUUCACCGGUUUCUGGUUUCCCUGGAAAUGGUAACCCUCUUUCACCUGAACUUGCUUCAGAUUCUAGAAGAAAUGUUAGCCCCUUUUCAAAGUUAGAGGGUCGCAGGCAUAUUUCUCCAUACAAACCUGCAGGAGAUGAACUUAACUGGGGCCAGAAUGAUUCAAUAAGUUCAAACGCAAAACAGAACCGCAUGCAGGAUGACAAAAAUGUCAGCAUUCGGGAAAGGAAGGUUAACGAAGUAAGUAGGGCGAGUGGGAAAUCAAACUAUAGCCAUAGGUCUCUUUCUGCUCCAAGACCUAGAUCAAGAGAGAAUGAUCAACAAAUUAGAUCUGGUCAUACACAACAAAAUGGUUAUAGGACACCCUCUCCACUGCCAGGAAGCAUGUCUCUGAAAGACAGGAAGGCUUCUCAUAGAAAUACUCCUUCAGUUGGUGAACUCAAUGAAAUGGUUGCCGAUGCAAAGAUUUCUAGAGUUCCAUUAACUGGAGGUCCAGAUUUCGAAAGCACGGACUCCAUUUCACAGGGUGAUAUUUUCUUUUCUCGUGAUUAUGCAAACUUGACAAUGACGAUGCAGAAGAUUGUCUUCCCAAAGAAGGAUUUUGCUGAGAGCAGAUUUAAUUCAAAGCCUCAAAAGUUUACUGGAAGAGAUCCCACUUCUCAUCAACAAAACAAAACAAAUGGUAAUUUUGGUCAUAGCUACCAGAGGAAUUCAUCCAGUACUGUUUUAACUCAAACAAUCUCCAGCUCUGCUGCAAGCAGGCAGACUAGUGAUAAGAUUAGCAGCAGUAGUGGUAGAUUCAGUGCCAUCAGUGGGAGGAGUAGUGCAAGCUUUGGAAAAUUUGUGACAAACAGAAAGAAGAGUCAGUCAGAAGCAUGGUUUUCCUGUCUAAAGAAAGGAUCGUGCAGGACGUUAAAAUCACCAGAAAAAACUAAAGAAUUUGACGAAGCUUCUAUGAUUGAGAAGGCAUUUGUAGUUGAAGGACUGAGACAGUUCUGGGCUGAUAAACAUCAGCCUGCUUCGCUUAAUGGAUUCACUUGCCACAGACAAGAAGCUCAAGUACUCAAGCAACUUGUGUCCGAAGGAGUAUGUCCACACAUUCUGCUCGGAGGACCUUCUGGAUCUGGCAAAAAGUCACUAAUAAAGGCUCUUCUACGUGAAAUUUUUGGAGAACCUGCUUCAGAUAUCUCUCACGACUUAGGACACUUUCAUAUUCAGGAAACAAGACCAGUGGAAGUAGCUGUUUCUGUAACCUCCAGUUCUCAUCAUGUGGAGCUGAAUGUAUACUUGGAACCUAAUGCUAGAUAUGCACUAAUGGCUUUGGUCAAGCAAAUAAGCAGCAGCUAUGCCAUUACCACUGAAAUCAGUAGUGCAAAUCCCGAAGCAGAUUAUAAAGUAAUGGUUCUUUAUGAGGUUGAUAAAGCUGCUGAGAACAUUCAACACUUGAUAAAAUGGAUCAUGGACUGUUACACAGAUUCUUGCAAACUCAUACUCUGCUGUGAAGAUGAUCUGAACAUUCUUGAACCAGUUAGAAACUGUUGCAAAAUUAUUAAGGUUGAUCCUCCUGUGACUCAUGAAAUCAUGGAGGUUCUUGGUCAGAUAGCUAGGAAGGAAGACUUUGACCUACCAACGAGUUUUGCUGCUAAGAUUGCUUCCAAGUCAAAGCAUAAUCUAAGAAAAGCAAUUAUGGCUCUUGAAGCAUGCAAAGCACACAACUAUCCCUUUGUUGAAGAGCAACCAAUUCCACUUGGAUGGGAAGAGGUCUUAGAGGAACUUGCCGCAGAAAUUCUAGCUGAUCCAUCACAUAAGAGAUUUUUUGCAGUACGGGGAAGGAUUCAAAAACUUCUCAUGGAUUUUGUUCACCCCAAACUGAUUCUGCAGAAGCUUGUGGAACAGUUUCUUAAGGGAGUUGAAGCUAGUUCGAAAAGAGAACUUUACUUUUGGCAUGGGUACUAUGAUAAGAGGCUCCCAGCUGGAACAAGCGCAUUGCUGAAGCUCGAAGAAUUUGUUGCGAAAUUCAUGGGCAUACAUAGGAAGAACAUCAGCAAUCUACAGAACCACUCAUAGUUUGCAACGGCUUGCUGAAAAUAUAUAUAUGAUUGCAGCCUAUCUCUAAUAGUUUUUGUUGAUAAAGAUGUUGUUAUGGCAGUUGUUUUGAUUUAAAAACAACCCAAAAAAACGAGGGAAAUAAUGCUUUCUCAUCCUAGCAGAUCAUAUUGACAUGUCAUGGCCGCAAAACUGCAACUUUUGCUUGUCAAUUUUGGGUCAUGAAAACAUCCACAUCUUCUUCCUCAAACAAAUAAGGCAAGUUUGCCCUAUCUUCAAAAUUACUACCAGCUCAAAGACUAUCCUUCUAUCUAGAAUGGAAAUCUGCUAUUUCUGCCUUCGCGACACAGACAGAGGUUCUCUGAGUGAAGAUGAGAAGUUGCAGUUUUUAGAUGCUAAAUCCAAUUUCAAGCUGCUAACCAAGAAUUGGUAUUUGUUAUCAUUUCAAGUUUCUGCUUUGAAGCAAGCAGCAAAAGGCUGCCCGUUUCAUUCAAUGACCACCACAGAUGAGAUGACUAAGGGAAAGUUACAAAUAAAAACAUUUUCUUAUUCAUCAUCUUCAAUUUUCUAUUUCA